AUGCGCGUUAUACCGGGUGUCAAUGAAAUUACUAGCCAAGCGACAAAAAUGCAUAAAAUUGAAAUUUAGAGGUGUUAAAGUACUGCUACAUUUCGACACAUAAAACAAUUCAGUAGAUCUUUAGGUUUUGCCCACACCCAUGCAGUUUGAUUCCGUUCGUCGUUGGAUGCGGAACGGGAGGGAAACAACGCGAUUAAUGUGAUACAAAGGGACCCGAAAUAGACAUGGGGGCGCACAAAAACGGCGACGUCAUUGAAAAAAGGACCGUCCUCUACAACGAAGCUGUCACCCUGACAGGUUACGGAGUCUACAAUCUCUACGUCCUUUUGGCUGCGGGAGGAUGCCUCAUGUGCGUCAUCGUCGAGACGAUGUCGAUGUCUUUCGUCACUCCGGCUGCGCAAUGCGAUUUGAACUUGAGCCUCGCGCAGAAAGGCAUCCUCGCCUCCAUCGCGUUCAUAGGGGUGUUCGUUUCGUCGCACAUGUGGGGCUUCCUGGCCGAUACGAGGGGCAGGAAAAACGUGCUCGUUUUCUGCCUGAUCAGCAGUUCGGUGCUGAGUUUGAUCUGCAGCAUAGUUCCGUGGGCGUGGCUCUUUAUUUUGCUGCGAUUUUUGAACGGAGCCUUGAUCGGAGGUUCUUCAUCUAUAAUCUACGCAUUCGCCGGCGAGUUCCACAACGAUCGAUUCCGACCGAUGAUAAUCUCCUGGAUCAGCUCCUUCGUAGCUCUCGGUCAGACUUACAUCCCUGGGCUAGCGUGGGCCAUCCUACCGGCCACCUGGAGCUACGAGUUGCCCGCCAUAGGCAUCACAUUCAGACCCUGGAGGCUUUUGGUGAUAGUUUACGCGGUGCCCAGCCUAAUAGUGGCCGCCCUUCUGGCGGCCCUGCCGGAAAGCCCGAAAUUUUUGCUGACCGAGGGCAAACACGACGAGACGUUGAGGAUCCUCACGAAGAUGUACCGGAAGAAUACCGGAAAACGAGGCGACUUGUAUCCGGUCAAGAAAAUCAUCCUGGACGAAAUCCCGGCCGAUAAGGACGAAAGCAAAUCGAACGUGUUCGUUUCCAUGUGGAGGCAGACGGUGCCGCUUUUUCACAGGGAACACGUCUUCAAAACCAUUUUCGUCAGUUAUCUCCAGUUUGGCGUUUUCUUAUCGGCAUCAGCUCUGCAGCUGUGGUUCCCCGAGAUCCUCACCAGCUUGAACCGCUACAGCCAGGAGGUUUCAAAUUCGGACGUGCAGUUUUGCAAAUCCGUCAAUUAUAAACCCGUGGACGCGCGAUCGGUCGCGAACUUGUUCAGUUUUUUCAGUUACUUGAGGGCGGACAACGUCACGGAAGCAGCCGCGUGCAACGACGAGGUUACUUCCGACGUAUACCCCGUGAUUUUGGGGGUGGGCGUGGCCAUAGGGGUCGCCUAUAUUAUAAUCGGCGCGAUCAUCAACAAAAUCGGGAAAAAACAACUUCUGGCCGGGGUAGCAUUUGUAACAGCUGCGUGUGGUUUAACAGCCCAGUAUAUCUACGGUUAUGUCACCAUUCUGGUACUGGUCGGCAUAUUUCUUCUCAUAUCCUCUUGUAUAGGCAUAGUUAAUGCGUUUGUCGUCGAUCUGUACCCCACCAACAUUCGAGCCAUGGCUCUGGCCAUUUCGCUAAUGUUUGGUAGAAUUGGGGCUGCCGUGGGCUCCAACUUGGUCGGAAUCAUGUUCUACAACUACUGCGAUUACUUGUUUAUAAUGUUUGGCAUCAACCAUAUAUGUGAGUGUAUCUUUGCUCAGCAUAUGCAAUGGUUAUUGUUUUUUUUCUGUUUCAGUGUUAAUUUUGUCGGCCAUACUGUUACCGAAGCCACCGAAAGUAAAUAUAAGCAUUGA
Messenger RNA from Cylas formicarius (sweet potato weevil), 1856 nucleotides. RefSeq names its product synaptic vesicle glycoprotein 2C-like. The transcript has 7 exons. The coding region runs from base 225 to 1856 and encodes 543 amino acids. Gene Ontology annotation, molecular function: transmembrane transporter activity. NCBI's taxonomy places the organism in Eukaryota, Metazoa, Arthropoda, Insecta, Coleoptera, Brentidae. Gene Ontology annotation, biological process: transmembrane transport. Gene Ontology annotation, cellular component: membrane. The record is from RefSeq and is a predicted model, not a curated record.